This is a messenger RNA of Prunus avium (sweet cherry), 2252 nucleotides long. RefSeq lists its product as uncharacterized. The record is from RefSeq and is a predicted model, not a curated record. NCBI's taxonomy places the organism in Eukaryota, Viridiplantae, Streptophyta, Magnoliopsida, Rosales, Rosaceae. Gene Ontology annotation, molecular function: protein binding.
GUUUCAUCUUUGAAUCUUUUGAUACUUAUAGAUACUACUUGCUUGAAGUUGAUUUCUCCUCUCUCGCUCUCUCUAAUCUCGAUCUACCAGACGGACUACCAGAACCAGAGGCCUCAACUCAAGCGUCCUUUCAUGGCUGCCCAAUGUCGCACUUUCUAAGAAGAUCCACACCCACUCAACACCAGCACCAACACUACUCGCUCUGUCUCCAAAGCCACUUACUUUACUCUCAAUCCCACCCAAUACUAGUCUCAGAUGCCCACCUUUACCGCCGGCUCACCCCCUCGCUACGCUCUGUCUGUCAGGGGCCAAGGUCUGGACGAGAAAAACGACGUCGUGGAGAGCAAAGGUGGCUUCCUAGUGGUAGCACUCUGCCCCUGCCUGGUUUGCUUCAUUCUCCUCCUCAUCGUAAUUUCCAUCAUUCUCAUUGUCAAAUUCCAUUUCUUUUGCCACACCCCACUUCACUCUUUGCUCUACAAGAAAAAUUGCUAACACCCACACUUUCCCGUUUUACAAUUCCAAGAUUGGUGGUGGUGCCCAAUGUUCACUUACUAGGAAAUGUGGUUGGUAUAGAAUAUUCUCAUAGGAUUAGGGGAUUUUCUAGUGCCACCGCUGGUGGUUCGGAUUCUGAUUCUGAAAUUGAUAGUGAGGACGAGGCUAGGGGUGAAUGGGAGGGUAAUGAGGGUGUUCAUGCUAAUUCUAGUGGGGACCCGGAAGAGGUUGAUAGGGUAUGCAAGGUGAUCGAUGAAUUGUUUGCCUUAGAUCGGAAUAUGGAGGCGGUUCUUGAUGAAUGUGGCAUUCAUUUGUCGCAUGAUUUGGUUGUGGCCGUGUUGAUACGCUUCCAGCAUGCUAGAAAGCCCGCCUUUCGAUUUUUCUGUUGGGCGGGGCAGAAGCCAGGGUUUGCCCAUGAUUCGAGGACUUAUAAUUCGAUGAUGAGCAUUUUAGGAAAGACUAGACAGUUUGAGACCAUGGUGUCCCUGCUUGAAGAAAUGGGAGCGAAAGAACUUUUGACAAUUGAAACAUUUGUGAUUGCUUUUAAGGCUUUUGCUGCUGCCAAAGAGAGGAAGAAAGCUGUUGGCAUUUUUGAGCUGAUGAAGUUGUACAAGUGCAAAGUUGAUGUCAAUACUAUUAAUUGCUUCCUUGAUACUCUUGGAAAGGCAAAGCUGGGAAAAGAAAUGCAAUUGCUUUUCGAGAAGUUGAAAGGGAGGUUUACACCAAAUUUACAAACUUACACACUACUGCUCAAUGGGUGGUGCAGCUCGAAGAAUUUAAUGGAGGCAGGGAGGGUGUGGAAUGAGAUGAUUGACAAAGGAUUUAAGCCUGAUAUUGUUGUGUAUAAUACUAUGCUUGGAGGGUUGUUGAGGAGUCACAAGAGGUCUGAUGCUAUCAAGUUGUUUGAGGUCAUGAAAGCCAAGGGUCCGUCACCCAACGUCAGAAGCUAUAGUAUUAUAAUUCACGAUUUCUGCAAGCAAAAGAAGAUGAAAGAAGCAGUUGACUCUUUUUAUGAAAUGCGUGGAUCUGGGUGCCAGCCAGAUGCUGUGGUUUACACAUGCCUAAUCACAGGGUUUGGAAAUCAAAAGAAUAUGGAAAUGGUUUAUGAAUUGUUGAAAGAGAUGAAGGAAAACGGUUGCACUCCUGAUGGGAAGACUUACAAUGCCUUGAUAAAAUUGAUGACAAGGCAGCAGAGAAUGCCAGAUGACGCAGUGAGGAUCUACAAGAAGAUGAUUCAAAAUGGCAUUGAGCCAUCGAUACACACUUAUAACAUGAUCAUGAAGUCUUAUUUUCAGAUGAGAAAUUAUGAUAUGGGUUGUGCUGUAUGGGAUGAGAUGAUUCAGAAGGGGUGUUGCCCUGAUGAUAACUCAUACACUGUUCUCAUUGGAGGUCUCAUUAGUCAGGGAAGAUCAGGGGAGGCCUGUAAAUAUCUAGAGGAAAUGAUAGAGAGAGGAAUGAAACCUCCUCAGCUUGAUUUCAACAAGUUUGCAGCCGACUUCUCCAGAGCUGGGAAACCUGACAUUUUUGAGGAGCUUGCUCAAAAGAUGAAGUUUGCUGGUAAAUUUGAAGUCUCCAAUGUCGUUGCAAGGUGGGCUGAGAUGGUGAAGAAAAGGGUACAGAGAAGAGAUCCUAUUGAUAAUGGUGGUCAGUGAAUGUGAGUUACUUCAUGAAGAUCCAGGAUACUUGGCCUCAAAGAUGGCAUAGGAGGCAUCCUGGUUAUACUUGGCUGCCGAACUUUUAGCAUGCAUCAACAACUUGUU